AUGACUUUGUUAGCGUCUUCAAACGAUUCUACUAUUCAUUCUUUGACCAAUGCCGAAGCAAACGGCGUGGGGGAUAAUAAAACAUCCGAAGUAGCCGACUUGAACGACACAAGGAAUGAUGACCAGCAAGCUAUCGUCGUAAAACAAGAGGAGAACCAAAGAUCGUCGACAGAUACCAAAAACAAGGUGAUAGCAUCAUCUUUGGCGAAUGGUGAUAGUGACAAUAAGGGUCCAGAAGAAGCGGAACAUAGCAACAGCAUGGUGGUCAUCCUCAAACCAGAUGCAUUGAGUCAAAAGGACGUUAUCACACGCAAGGUGGAAAGCGAAGGCUUCUUGAUUACACAGCAGCGGGAAAUUCAGCUGACGACAAACGAGGCAUCCAAUUUGUUCAAGGAAGAUUCGAAUGAAAUAACGGAGUCAAUGACAAGAGGACCGAUGUUUGCAAUGGUGCUUCAAAAGAAUAGCGCUGAUGUUAUCCAAGAUUGGCAAAGGCUCAUGGGUCACCGCCAUUCGGAUGUGAAUACAAAUGACGAAACCAAUAUGCUAUAUCAUAGUGUUGUGCGUAGUAGCCAAUCUUUUGAACAAGCAAAGAAAGAUGUCGAGCUUUUGUUUCACGACAGCUGUGUUACACAGCAUGAGAACAAUGCCAGUGACAGGAUUGAUCAGCAGCAACAACACGAAGAUACAACCCAAUCGCAACCAUUGUUUGCUGAUGUGAAUGAGAGCAUUCAGGAAGGUAAUGCCGAUACUGUAUCUCCAAGCACAGACCACAUCACAACGCGUAACGCUGCCGAUCCCAAGGUUUCGAAGGAGGAAGAAGAGGAGGAGAAGGACAUUGUUGUAAAUGCGUCACCUUGUUCGAGCACAGACAAGUUGCAAGAAGGGCAAGCGGAAGCAAUAUUAGAAUCGGCUGCUGAUGAGAUCGUUACUCAAUACAAUGCGAGCCACAAGAAUGCAGUUACAUGUGAUGAAAAAAAGGACGAUCAAACUAUCAUGGCUGAUAGCCUGGAUGAAAACAAAGUAGCACCACCACAAGACGCAGACCUCCAAGUAUCCAAGAACACCGCAACUCAUCCACCAUCCAUCACAGAGCACAAAGAGCAAUCCAAAACACAAUCCAAGUCCAAACAACAACCACCAUUAUCCAACGAUGAGCCCAAUAUCAAUAUCCCCAGUGCUGCUCAAAAGCGUGCCAAAAUGCCUCGUGUGGCAUUGCUCAACCCGAAGCCCGUAUCUCAACCAGAUAAAGUUCCUCUUCCAAUUGCCAAGAAGAAGACAUCCUCAACUAAAAGCAGGCUUGCCCGAUUGACGGCACCCACCAUAUCCAGUUCUCGCAAACAUGUCGCCGCAUACGAAAUGGGAUCCAUCGACACAAAAACAGGUUCUCAAACAGCCACCAUUGCAAUCAAAGCAGCACGCUCACGAAUACUUAGUCCCCGAAAGUGA
Messenger RNA from Lichtheimia ornata, 1446 nucleotides. RefSeq lists its product as uncharacterized. Bases 1 to 1446 code for a protein of 481 amino acids. The record is from RefSeq and is a predicted model, not a curated record. NCBI's taxonomy places the organism in Eukaryota, Fungi, Mucoromycota, Mucoromycetes, Mucorales, Lichtheimiaceae. The transcript has 6 exons.